GAGAACAUGCACAGCCCUCCCUCUCCUUUGGUUCAGUAUAAAAACUGAGGACACCACACAUUCUGUCCUUUUUUCCUCCACUCUUUAUCAGGGGACGUCUUCAUUGCUGGACACAGUAAAUCAAAAUGGGAAAGGAAAAAACCCACAUCAACAUUGUGGUCAUUGGCCAUGUCGACUCCGGCAAAUCCACCACCACAGGCCACCUGAUUUACAAGUGCGGAGGAAUCGACAAGAGAACCAUCGAGAAGUUCGAGAAAGAGGCAGCUGAGAUGGGCAAAGGCUCCUUCAAGUAUGCCUGGGUGCUGGACAAACUGAAGGCCGAGCGUGAGCGUGGUAUCACCAUUGACAUUGCUCUGUGGAAGUUUGAGACCAGCAAGUACUACGUGACCAUCAUUGAUGCCCCUGGACACAGAGACUUCAUCAAGAACAUGAUCACUGGUACAUCUCAGGCUGACUGCGCUGUGCUGAUUGUCGCUGCCGGCGUUGGUGAGUUUGAGGCUGGUAUCUCCAAGAACGGUCAGACCCGUGAACACGCUCUGCUCGCCUACACUUUGGGUGUCAAACAGCUCAUUGUUGGAGUCAACAAAAUGGACUCAACCGAGCCCCCUUACAGUCAGAAGCGUUUCGAGGAAAUCACCAAGGAAGUGAGUGCCUAUAUCAAGAAGAUUGGCUACAACCCUGCCACUGUUGCCUUUGUCCCCAUCUCUGGAUGGCAUGGAGACAACAUGCUGGAGGCCAGUGACAAGAUGAGCUGGUUCAAGGGGUGGAAGAUUGAGCGUAAAGAGGGUGGUGCAAAUGGCACCACACUGCUCGAGGCUCUGGACUCCAUUAUGCCUCCAAGCCGCCCCACCGACAAGCCCCUGCGUCUUCCCCUGCAGGACGUGUACAAAAUUGGCGGUAUUGGAACUGUCCCUGUCGGCCGUGUUGAGACCGGUAUCCUGAAGCCUGGCAUGGUCGUCACCUUCGCUCCCCCCAACUUGACCACUGAGGUGAAGUCUGUGGAAAUGCACCAUGAGUCUCUUCCCGAGGCUCUGCCCGGUGACAACGUCGGCUUCAACGUCAAGAACGUCUCCGUCAAGGAAAUCCGCCGUGGAAACGUGGCUGGUGACAGCAAGAAUGAUCCACCCUUGGCUGCUGAGAACUUCACUGCCCAGGUCAUCAUCCUGAACCACCCUGGCCAGAUCUCCCAAGGUUACGCUCCCGUGCUGGACUGCCACACUGCUCACAUUGCCUGCAAGUUCAACGAGCUUAAGGAGAAGAUUGACCGUCGUUCCGGCAAGAAGCUUGAGGACAACCCCAAGGCUCUCAAGUCUGGAGACGCUGCCAUCAUCACCAUGGUGCCUGGAAAACCCAUGUGUGUCGAGAGCUUCUCCCAGUAUCCCCCACUGGGUCGCUUCGCUGUGCGUGACAUGAGGCAGACAGUGGCUGUUGGUGUCAUCAAGUCGGUCGAGAAGAAGGCCGCCUCUGGUGGAAAGGUCACUAAGUCUGCUCAGAAGGCCGACAAGAAGAAAUGAAUUGUCAUGGAGGACGUCCAACAUGAAGUCGCGUCUCAGCAGCAGCAGGUUCCCCGUUCCCCUCUUCUUCCCGGCCACCCAGUGCCAUCUUCUCUGAAGCAGAGCUCUCUGCUCAAGGACUGGCUUAUGCUGAUUAAAACCCAUCGGAAAAGUUUCCGCAGGAAAGGAAAGCUUGUUCCUUGUAGGAGAAAUUAAGAUCAUAACUAAGUUGAAACCAAAACAAUAAAAAUCUUAAACAUUGCCAAAUGAA
Messenger RNA from Cheilinus undulatus (humphead wrasse), 1764 nucleotides. RefSeq names its product elongation factor 1-alpha. The record is from RefSeq and is a predicted model, not a curated record. Lineage: Eukaryota; Metazoa; Chordata; Actinopteri; Labriformes; Labridae. Gene Ontology annotation, biological process: translation; translational elongation. The transcript is spliced from 8 exons. Gene Ontology annotation, molecular function: GTP binding; translation elongation factor activity; GTPase activity. The coding region runs from base 126 to 1514 and encodes 462 amino acids.